GCCGGGCGGAGGCGCGGAGCGAGGCGCCCGCUGGUUGCUGCUGUCACUCCUGCUCCGGCUCCGGCACGGGCUCCGGCCGCAGUCCCGCUCGACUUUCUAUCCCCGGCGUGCCUGGAGGCGGGGGCGGGAGGAGGUCGAGGAGGCCGGGGCGCAGCCGCUAUGGCCGAGGACGCGGGCGCGCUGCCGUGGUCCAUCAACAGGGACGACUAUGAGCUGCAGGAGGUGAUCGGAAGUGGAGCAACUGCGGUGGUCCAAGCAGCGUACUGUACCCCCAAGAAGGAAAAAGUGGCAAUCAAACGGAUAAACCUUGAAAAAUGUCAGACCAGCAUGGAUGAACUCCUGAAAGAAAUUCAAGCCAUGAGCCAGUGCCAUCAUCCUAACAUUGUAUCUUACUACACAUCCUUUGUGGUGAAAGACGAGCUUUGGCUAGUGAUGAGGCUGCUGAGCGGAGGGUCUGUCCUGGAUAUUAUCAAGCACAUUGUUGCCAAGGGGGAGCACAAAAGUGGAGUCCUGGAUGAGGCUUGCAUCGCCACAAUUCUCAAAGAGGUGCUGGAGGGCCUGGAAUAUCUGCAUAAAAAUGGACAGAUCCACCGGGAUGUCAAAGCUGGAAAUAUUCUUCUGGGUGAAGACGGCUCGGUGCAGAUCGCAGAUUUUGGGGUUAGUGCUUUUUUAGCAACUGGUGGUGACAUAACCCGAAAUAAAGUGAGAAAGACCUUUGUGGGCACCCCUUGCUGGAUGGCACCAGAAGUCAUGGAACAGGUCCGUGGUUAUGACUUCAAGGCCGACAUCUGGAGUUUUGGAAUCACUGCCAUCGAGCUAGCCACAGGGGCCGCCCCCUAUCACAAGUAUCCCCCCAUGAAGGUGUUAAUGCUGACAUUGCAGAAUGAUCCUCCUUCUUUGGAAACUGGUGUUCAAGAUAAAGAAAUGCUAAAGAAAUAUGGAAAAUCCUUUAGGAAAAUGAUUUCAUUGUGCCUUCAAAAAGAUCCUGAAAAAAGACCAACGGCAGCUGAACUGUUAAGACACAAAUUUUUCCAGAAAGCAAAGAAUAAAGAAUUUCUCCAAGAAAAAAUGCUUCAGAGAGCACCGACCAUUACUGAGAGAGCUAAGAAGGUUCGGAGAGUGCCAGGCUCCAGUGGCCGGCUUCACAAGACAGAGGACGGCGGCUGGGAGUGGAGUGACGAUGAGUUUGAUGAAGAAAGUGAGGAGGGCAAGGCGGCCAUUUCACAGCUCAGGUCUCCUCGAGUAAAGGAACCGUUAACAAAUUCCGAGCUCUUUCCUCCAUCUGAUUCCAUGGGUACUUUACUCCAAAUUCCAGGACAGACCCCUGCUCACCUACCUCAGCCAGCUGGACAGACUCCUGCCCAGCCAACUCACAUCACCGUCCCUCCACCUGUCCAGGCAACUGUAGCUCCAGCAGGAGGAGCAGGACAGGUUCCACCAUCAGAAGGGGCAGGUUCACAAGAGACCAAGGUCCCCAUCAGUCUAGUACUAAGGUUAAGGAAUUCAAAGAAAGAACUCAAUGACAUCCGAUUCGAAUUCACUCCGGGGAGAGACACAGCGGACGGUGUGUCACAAGAACUCAUCUCUGCUGGCCUCGUGGAUGGCAGAGACUUAGUAAUAGUGGCAGCUAAUCUGCAGAAAAUUGUGGAAGAACCUCAGUCAAAUCGCUCUGUCACUUUCAAACUGGCAUCUGGUGUUGAAGGCUCAGAUAUUCCUGAUGAUGGCAAACUUAUAGGCUUCGCACAGCUCAGCAUCAGCUAGACCAUGGUCGCAGAGGAAGCUUCCCCACAGAGAACCCACACAUCCUAUUUCUCUUGCUCUGUUGGCCUACAAUCCACUACUGCCAAAGAACCCAGGUCUGCCCUUCCCCGUCCCCCCGGUUGGAUCACCACUGGCUGGCAUCAGCUCACCAAAGUCGCCACGACACGCUCCGUUUGUAAGCUGAUUACCUGCACAAGCCGUGUCUCCCUUCAUCUUGGACACGUGGACUGGAUGCCCUCGGGCCCGUCAGUCUCUUAUUGCCUUACUCGAACAUGCCAUGGAGCGUGAGGCCCUGUUUCUUCCAGCACCGUGGGACGCCUAGCUGGUGUUCCUCAUCAUUGGGCACAUCCUCGCCACACGCUGGGGCCGAGAUUUCUUCUUGCCACACUAUAGCCAUGAAAGGUCGGUCAGCUGGAGACCAGAGAAUUUAAUUGCGGAUGAUUUCCUUUGGUCCUGGCAUAACUCCUAGCAACCAAUAAAAGGACAUCACAAGCACAGUUUCCAAUGUCAUCGGCCUGAAAUGUUCCAGUUUUAUCGAUCACGUUCUUGGGAAUUUUACUGAGGCUCAUCUUGCCACACGCUCUCAAGCGGCUGCUUCCUGAUGACUUCCUGGAGGGCUGCUCACCUUGCCCUGGGCCUCCCACCCCUCGUGAGGUGGAGUGAGGUUGGGCAGGGUGGGGAGGACCUCUCGCCCAACACCCAGAGACCCUCAGAUCUGCGUCACACAAGUUACUUUCCCCCGAGUGACUGCAAGCAAGCCAUUACUUAUAUCAUUGGAAAAGUGGUGAUUUUCACCACUUAAAUAAAAUUAAACAAAACUUGCCCUUGACCCCAACAUGCUUCCUCCACUGAGAUCGACCCUCAAGGUGGUGAGGGAAGGGUCUGUGUGGACCAAGGCUGAGGCUUUCACAGCAAUAAAGGGGAGUCACGAUUCCCAGGCCCACCUGCCUGCCUCCAGCCCCCUCUCCUGCACUAGAAGAGGCACCCAGACACCUUCCCCAGCUCAGCCCUGCUUUGAGAUGUGCCUGGGAGGGGGAGGGCUUAGGAGGAGACACUUGUGGUCCCCUAUAUGAGGAGUCUGGGGGUGGGGUUUUUCUACAAUUUCACAACUGGCCUUUGUAACCGGCUCUUGGCUGUGCAGGAGUUUGCCCUGUGGUCGCUGGCCCAGCCUUGCCUUUUCCCAGACUGGAGAAGCUUGGGGGGCUGCUUGCUGCAGGUGACUGGAGACCGCCUGGGCUUUCAGAUCCCCGAGCCUGCUCAUGCCCUGGCCGGAGCUCGCCAGUGGCUUCUCUGAAGGUUCCCCAGCUCGGAUGAUUUCUUCUGGUGGCUUCUGUGAGCCUUGGAAGUCCUCAGCCCCCUAGGGUGGGCCUCACAGGACUCGCAGGGCUGGGUUGGAGGUGGGGAGAGGAGCGAUGCGGUCCUUUGGUCCGAGCGUGCGUUUGCCUCCGACCAGUGCCAUGGGGACCUCCUUCAGGGUACAGUCAGCUGAGGGCCGUGCUCCCUCUGCUUAGCUUUCUGUUGGCAGGCCAGCCAGGCCCUGCCCGCUCUGCUGCCAGGACAGAAACCCCACAGGCUAAGCUGGUUUUGUCUCUUGUUUUUUUAAUGAUUUUGCCCAACUGAGGUCUAGGGAGACAGCUAGGAAGCCCCAGGACAGUAUUACUAUUACUAUUACUAUUAUUAUUAUUAUUAUUAUUAGUCUUUUUCUUUUGGCAUACACACAUGCCUCCGUUGAUUUGUUUGUAUGGUGGUGCUGAGAAACUCUAGGAUGGAAACUGCGCAAUGGGACAGGGGACCCCCUAGGAAGGGGCUCCUCCCCCCAAGGCCCUCCUUGCUCGCCCUUGGGGCUCUUGGGGCUGAGGUAGCUGGGUGGGGGAGGAGAGGCAGCACGUGGGCAUUCGCCUCUGGGAGUCCCAGAAUAAGUGCCAAUGCUAGUCAUGGAACGUGGGGUUUUUCUAACACGGCUAAUGGAUUUGUUUGGGCUUUUGUUGUUAACUUCUGAACCAGAGCCAGAGCCAGCUGAUAUUAGAACAGUGCUGUAGGAAUUCAUGGAGGCUCCUCUACACAGUCGUGUACGGUAAAUUACAAAAGGUGUAAAAUAUUCAGCCGAUCCCUUUUUUGUGACUUUGUAUUUUACUGCACGUUCCCCCUCAUUUUUAAUCAAUAAACAACAAAUUGGCCGUG
Dromiciops gliroides (monito del monte) is the source of this 3942-nucleotide messenger RNA. RefSeq names its product oxidative stress responsive kinase 1 (gene OXSR1). The transcript is spliced from 18 exons. The record is from RefSeq and is a predicted model, not a curated record. Gene Ontology annotation, biological process: protein phosphorylation. NCBI's taxonomy places the organism in Eukaryota, Metazoa, Chordata, Mammalia, Microbiotheria, Microbiotheriidae. Bases 160 to 1761 code for a protein of 533 amino acids. Gene Ontology annotation, molecular function: ATP binding; protein serine/threonine kinase activity.